Lagopus leucura (white-tailed ptarmigan) is the source of this 3596-nucleotide messenger RNA. Its product is annotated as carbohydrate sulfotransferase 4-like. The transcript is spliced from 2 exons. Lineage: Eukaryota; Metazoa; Chordata; Aves; Galliformes; Phasianidae. The record is from RefSeq and is a predicted model, not a curated record. Gene Ontology annotation, cellular component: Golgi membrane. Gene Ontology annotation, molecular function: N-acetylglucosamine 6-O-sulfotransferase activity. Bases 1980 to 3113 code for a protein of 377 amino acids. Gene Ontology annotation, biological process: keratan sulfate proteoglycan biosynthetic process; carbohydrate metabolic process; N-acetylglucosamine metabolic process.
GCUGCCUGACCGGGGCCUGCCCUACCACCAGCCAAAGCAUGGGACAGCCCGUUCAACCCUGGCAGUGCUCAUCAGGUUGUCAGGGCAGGACAGGCCCUGCAAACCUGGUACAGACAAGAGCCAACUGCUCCCAUUCCAGUGAGCCUAGAAGCUUCCUGUGGUGGCUGGGCCCCUCCACAGCUCACCCCAUCUUCUGCUGCUUGUUGAUCCUUACAGUCGCUCCCAGCAGAGUGAUGUAGGCACCAAUGUAGGCCAGGCACCAACCUCCAGAUAUUCAAGGUGGGUGUUUCCCACUCCGGCAGUAAAUGCCAAGGUGGUACUUCUCUGAAGUGCUUUCCCUGUGUGAAUGUUUGUGAUGUGCUGUCAUGCCCAGGUUGCUGAUGGCUGAAUGCGUGAGCCCCAUAAAGUACAAAGAACUGAUGGCCUGGCGCCUAAUGGAAAAAUGGGCCCAUCAAACUGACUGCUGUAGUCAGGGCUCAAAGAGUAAUGUACAGUGUGCUUCAUGCUGUCACCUGCAUCUCUCUUCACCUGUCUUAUGGCAAGGUGAAGCUCACAGGCUGACUUUGCCUUCCCUCCAGUAUGAAAAAUGAGCUGGCUCUGAAUUACAUGCUGUCAGACCUCCUGCUUUGUUGUGUGCACUCUUCUUCUGUCCAGCACAAAGUCUGAGUACCAGUAUGCAGGAGAAAGCUAUGUGAGAAAAAUAGCAGUGUUUGAAAAGGUACUCAUCAGCUGUGGGUCCAGGCUACAUCCUUCCCUUUCAAACAAAGCAAUCCCAGAAAAAAAGAGAUAAGCUGGGCUGUGCGGGAACGAGAGGAACUUUGGAGAUAUGAGGUUACUAGACCUCAAAAUAGAACCAGAUAACAUGAGUUGCUUGAGGCAAAAAUUGACAAAUGAUAAAUAGAAUGGUGUAUGGGGAGUCUGUUGGGUCAGGAGGCCUUUACAGCAUGACAUUGCUGCAUUGUUCUACUAUGUUGCAUCUACUGCAGCUGUCGAGUUUGCCUUGAACUCUUCCCCAAGUAUCUUGGGUUCUGAGGCUUUAAUUUCCAUUAAUAAUGAAUGGUUUUCCCAUUUUUAAACAAAGCUGCUCCUUUCAGAUCCUUCUCCUUCAUGGAUCCUCUUUCCUCCAGAGUACUCCCAGAGAUUUCUGUUAACGUGUAGCUAAUCUUUAGUGAUUAACGUCAUUCUGGUUCCUCGUAGGUCGGCAAGCACCUAAUCAGCAGCCAAAGGCAUAUGCCUCUUUACUUUUUUCCUUAUAAAUCUCAAUAUACUUAGAUUUUUCAAGGCUGCUUCCUCUAUUGCCAUCAUCUAUUGUAAACAUAAUACUGCCUUUGUGUCACGAGUGCUUUGGUAUAAUUUUUCAGCACUCUAAUGGCUGAUCCACACCCAUCCUCUAUAUCUUAGCUGGGGAGCACAAGCUGUAUUUCCUGAGGCAGGCUUGCAGCAUGCUUAUCCUCUUUUCUACAUUGUCUGGGCAAGCCAUGUUUAGGAGAAAACACAAACACCAAACAGAGACCUAAGCGGUGAGGCAACCUUGUGCCUAGGCUACACUUAUGCCUUCCUAGGGAAAUGAAGUAACUUCUGAACUCCUAGGCAGAUGAAGAAAUUAAAUUAAGUGUUCUCAGCUUCCAAAGGAGCUGGCAGCAGACUCACCUGCCUGGAGUACCACAAUUUGCCCUGCUGGGCUGGGCUCAAUCACACCUGCCAGCAAUUAGGCGAUCAGCAUCCAGGUGCCCUAAGAACGUGGAUUCAGCCCACUCUCCUCAUCUACUGUCUCCUCUAGCAGUCCUGACUGUUCCUUUGUGGGCUGCUGCCUGGAAUAGUUAUUGAGUGCCUCCCACCAUGAAGCUAUGGCCCUUGACUGUGAGAGACUGUCUUGGACCAGCCUGCUCUCCACUCAAAAGCAGAAUGCAUCUGGAUCCUUUUAGGUUUGUCUUGGAACCUGGGCAGUUGCGUAGAGAUAAUCAAGGUUCCUUUCAACCAUGAUGAAACCUAGGAUACAGAUGCUUCUGAUUCUGGCAGUUCUGUUUGUUCUUCUGAUCCGCUUCCACUUCCUAACCUGCAGCAACAGUGCCUCCCUGGAAUUAAAAUCUUCUGCAGUCCACAUCCUCAUCCUCUCCUCCUGGCGGUCAGGAUCAUCCUUCACUGGCCAGCUUUUCAGCCAGCACCCCAGUGUCUUCUACCUGAUGGAGCCUGCAUGGCAUGUAUGGGUUACAAUGUACCAGAACAGCGCCAAAGUCUUGCACAUGGCGGUGCGGGACCUGGUCAGGUCAGUCUUUCUCUGUGAUAUGUCUGUUUUUGAUGCCUACAUGUCUAGCGAGAAGAAAAAGUCUGACUUAUUUCAGUGGGAGAAAAGCCGAGCUUUGUGCUCCCCUCCUGCCUGUGACUUCUUCAGUCGCAGCGACAUAAUCUCUGCAGGAAACUGCAAAGCUCUCUGUGGUAGAUACUCAUUCAGCAAGGUGGAAGAAGCUUGUAAAACCUACAGCCAUGUUGUCAUCAAGGAGGUUCGCUUCUUUGACCUGAAGGUCCUCUACCCACUUCUCACCGAUCCAUCCUUGAACCUCAAAAUAAUUCACUUGGUCCGUGAUCCUCGGGCUGUGUUCAGGUCCCGAGAGAAUACAGUGGCAGAGCUGAAACGUGACAGUGACAUUGUUGUGGGGUCCCAGAAGGCAAAGGGAGAACUGGGACCUUACAACACAAUGCAAGAAAUCUGCAAAAGCCAUGUUGAGAUUUACAAGGCAGGCAGCCAGGCUGUUCCCAGCUUUCUGAAGGAUCGUUACCUGCUAGUUCGUUACGAAGACAUUGUCAGAGAUCCACUAAGAAAGGCUGCUCAGAUGUAUAGGUUUGCAGGACUCCAUUUCACACCAGAACUUCAGAAGUGGGUGCACAAUAUUACCCAUGGGAAGGGAAAAGGAGAACGAGCAUUUGAUACUGGAUCCAGAGACGCACUGGGCACAUCUGAGGCCUGGAGAAACACGUUUCCCUUUGAAAAAAUAGAAAAAGUUCAAAGUGUGUGCAAGGAUGCAAUGGACUUACUGGGGUACCGGCUAGUUCAGUCUGAAGAAGAACAGAAAGACAUGUCACUGAAUCUUUUGUUUGGACAGAACAAAUUCUGAAUGCAGAAAAGCUGCUUUCUGUACCUCCUCUCUGAAUGCUGCAUGGUGGUGGACUUAUACUGAAGAGGGUAGAGGUAUAUCAGUGGGUGGGUGGGUGAGGUCAGGUACUACAGGAGUGCUGGCAGCACUUAUCACAGUUUUACCAGCAACAGCACAGGGUAACUCUCAAGCUACAAUACAGGCUGGAGUAAUGCAAAUCUGUUAUCCAAAUUAAGUUUGGGGUGUAUGGGAAAGAGGAAUUAUGUGUAGAUGGAAGCAAACAGGCUGCCAGAGGAAUGGAAUUGGGUGUCAGAGCUCAAACCCCUCCACAAGCCACAGCUAAGUACUGGAGAAACUAUGUGGAACAACUGCACUGUAAUGGAAGAGGACAUAUAAAUGGAAGCCAAAGGAAGAGAACAUUCUUUGUCAUGCUGCCACUUGGGAACAUAUAAAGCUGGAAGAGAGACAACGAUAAGCAUAUGGUGUUUUCUGGACAGCUCUCCC